Messenger RNA from Girardinichthys multiradiatus, 2533 nucleotides. RefSeq names its product phosphoglucomutase-1-like. The record is from RefSeq and is a predicted model, not a curated record. Bases 148 to 1842 code for a protein of 564 amino acids. Gene Ontology annotation, biological process: carbohydrate metabolic process. Gene Ontology annotation, cellular component: cytosol. Lineage: Eukaryota; Metazoa; Chordata; Actinopteri; Cyprinodontiformes; Goodeidae. The transcript is spliced from 11 exons. Gene Ontology annotation, molecular function: phosphoglucomutase activity; magnesium ion binding.
CCAGAGAAAUAAUAGGAGGAGCUGAGCUCUUCCCUCUCCAUUCUGUUCUUUAGAGCCGUUGCUGGAGCUGACAGAUGAUUUUCCUCAAAGUCAAAAGGUUGUGUCCACUCCACAUGGCAAUUCAAGUUGGAUCUUCAUUUUAAAACAAUGGAGAACGGGCCUCUGCAAGUUCUGACUGUCCCCACAGCCCCCUAUCCCGACCAGAGACCUGGCACCAGCGGCCUUCGGAAGAAGGUUUACGUAUUUCAGUCCAAGAGGAACUAUCUGCACAACUUCAUCCAGAGUAUCUUCUCUUCCAUUGACCUACCUGACCGUCAGGGUGCAACCCUGGUGGUGGGAGGAGACGGACGCUUCUUCAGCAGACCGGCUAUUGGGGUCAUUGUUCAGAUGGCAGCUGCCAAUGGGAUUGGUCAUCUCAUCAUUGGACAACAUGGGAUGAUGUCAACGCCAGCAGUCUCAUGUGUGAUCAGGAAAUACAAAGCCAUUGGUGGGAUCAUCCUCACUGCCAGCCACAACCCUGGUGGACCCAAUGGAGACUUUGGCAUUAAGUUUAACACAGCUAACGGAGGCCCAGCCAAGGAAGAGGUCACAAGCAAGAUCUACCAGAUCAGCAGAACCAUUGAGGAGUUUGCCAUUUGCCCUGGACUGCGUGUGGAUCUGCAAACCCUCGGGAAACAGGCGUUUGAUCUGGAGAACAAGUUCAAACCCUUCACAGUUGAAAUAGUUGACCCUGUGGAGUCUUACGCUAACCUUCUGAGGAACAUCUUUGACUUUGCGGCUUUGAAGGAACUUCUGUCUGGCGAGAAUCAUGUCAACAUAAGGCUAGAUGCAAUGCAUGGAGUGCUGGGACCAUAUGUGAAGAGAAUACUGUGUGAGGAGCUGGGUUGCCCGGCUAAUUCUGCCAUUAACUGUGUCCCGUUGGAAGACUUCGGAGGUCAACCCCCUGAUCCUAACCUUAUGUAUGCUACAGACCUGGUUGACAGCAUGAGAGACGGACAACAUGACUUUGGAGCAGCAUUUGAUGGGGAUGGGGACCGUAACAUGAUCCUGGGUAAGCAUGGCUUUUUCCUCACCCCGUCUGACUCUGUGGCUGUGAUAGCAGACAACAUCUUCUGCAUCCCGUACUUUCAGCAUACAGGCGUUAGAGGCUUUGGCCGCAGCAUGCCCACAAGCACAGCGUUGGACAGAGUAGCCAAAGCAACAAAAAUAGAGCUGCAUGAAACUCCUACUGGCUGGAGGUUCUUUGGAAAUCUGAUGGAUGCUGGCAUGCUGUCUUUGUGUGGAGAGGAAGGCUUUGGAACAGGUGGGGACCACAUUCGUGAGAAGGAUGGGCUUUGGGCUGUGCUGGCAUGGCUGUCCAUCAUUGCAACUAGAAGGCAGAGCUUGGAAGAUAUUCUGAAAGAACACUGGCUAAAAUAUGGAAGAAAUUACUUCACAAGAUAUGACUAUGAGAAUGUAGAUAUAGAUGCAGCGUGCAACAUGAUGGAAGAUUUGGAAAUUUUGAUCUCCGACAAGUCCUUUGUGAAGCAGAGAUUUGCUGUUGAAGACAAAAUCUACCAGGUGGAAAAAGCAGACAACUUUCAGUACACAGACCCCGUGGACAGCACCAUAACCAGGAACCAGGGACUGCGGAUUAUAUUCUCUGAUGGUUCCAGAAUCAUCUACAGACUGGGUGGGACAGGUGCUGAGGGAGCCACAGUUAGGAUCUACAUUGACAGCUAUGAAAGAAAACUCAUUUUUGAAGACACGCAGGUGCAGCUGGCACCCCUGGCAACUAUUGCUCUGAAGAUUUCUCAACUUCAUCACAGGACGGGUCGAAACGGGCCGUCACUCAUUACAUGAAUCUUCCUCCCAAUGGCUUCAUCUUUCAUUCAUUUCUUUAUUUUUAUUUUAUUGUUCUGCCUAUAAUUUUUGUAUAAACACAGCAGCAAAUCAAACAUUGGAAGCACUGUGUGCAACAGAUUAAUUGUCAGACUCAUCUUUGUAGUUUUCCUCAUGCAUCUGGUAUGUUAUCACGUGUGCUUUUGAAAUGAACCCCAUCUGCUUUCGGCUUAUGGAUUUUUAUUUCCUGUGCAUUGUGUCUGAUCAGAGUAACUAAUUAUUCAACACGGCAUGGUUCUAUUUUCUUUCACUCUAUUGUUUUUCUAAUGUGACCGCAUACACAGAUUACUUUCUGAAGACUACUGAGAGCUGAAUUUUACAUAAUCAAGCUAAUCGCUCUUUUAUAUAAUACUAAUAUAUAUUUGCAUACGGACAGUGUGUUGGUUUAAAAAGCCAAUAACAGACUCCUUCCUAUAAGCUUCAAACUAUUCUUUGGCUUGUUUAUGCUCCCUAAUAUGGGAAAAUGAAAAUUCCUCACCGAAUAAUAACCUAAAACUGAGCAUGUGUGACACAAACCAAUGCACCCAUUAAAAUCAACACUCCAGAAAAUGAUGAAAACAAAAACAAGGAACCAUUUGAAUACAGUGUUCACCAGAUAAAAUGAACUAUUGUCACUGUCAUAUUGAAUAAACUCAUUUUUCAUUGUACUGUG